This is a messenger RNA of Chaetomium fimeti, 2253 nucleotides long. RefSeq lists its product as uncharacterized. NCBI's taxonomy places the organism in Eukaryota, Fungi, Ascomycota, Sordariomycetes, Sordariales, Chaetomiaceae. Bases 1 to 2253 code for a protein of 750 amino acids. The transcript has 2 exons. The record is from RefSeq and is a predicted model, not a curated record.
AUGAAGUUUUUCAGGAGAAAAGACAAGCGGAAGAACGACGGCGGUAGCACGCCCGGCCGGAUGCCGGGCUUCGGCAGCGGCUCGAACAGCAAGCAAUCUGGCUCGGCGUACGGCGGGUACGGCUCCGUCGACUACCGGCCCGAUAACCACCGACCCUUCGGUUCACCACCGUCCAGCUCCUUCGACCCAAGGACCUACUCACAGUACACAAGCGGGCCCCAGCCCAUGCCAACGCGCGCUUCCGCCGCACUUCUCUCUCGCUUCCCGGUAGCCAUACUUGAGCGCAUCUUUACCUUUGUCUGUCCCCACAGCCGCGACGAGACCUACGCCACGUGCGAGCAGAGUUCGGUCGACGAUGGCUGUAUGCUAUGCGACCUGCGCGACCUGGCGCACUGCGCCGCGGUCUGCAGGACGUGGAAGGGGGAGGCCAUCAAACUGCUAUACCACAGCAUUCGUAUCGAUAGCGUCCACUACUGCGACCUCGAAGCUAUCCUCGCUGAGCGUCGGAAGCGGCGGUCCUUCUUCGACCGCAACGGCCAGCCCGAAGACCCGGCACAGGCUCGCCUGAAGCUCCUCUGCCGCACCCUCCGCGAGGAUCCCGUCCGCCGCGGCCGGCUCGUCCAGUUCCUCAAGAUGCCAUACAUGUUGCGCGAAUCCUGCCAAGCCGAUUUGGCCCGGACCAUCGCCGUGACGCCGGAUCUGCAUUAUGUCGACCUGCCCGAGGGCCUCUACACCGACGACCCCGCGUUCUUGACUCUCCGCCUAGAAGUGCAGGCGCGCUGCCUCGAGUUGCGCAAGAUGACGUAUAUGGGGGGCUCGGAGAACAGCCUCCAGGCGCUGGCGACGGGGAGGGUGUGGACCAAGCUCGAGGUGCUGGAAUUGAUUCGGGUAGAGAUGGAGCCGAGCAUGAUGCGCCAGGUGCUGGGCUACUUGGGAAACCUGCGCGCGCUGAAGAUCAGCCAGACGACGUCCUUCACCGACGAGACUCUGGAAUGGAAUGAGAUGCUGCCGCCGUUCCCCCCGGUGGAGGAGUUCAUUCUGACUGACGUCCCCAACGUCACGUGUGAAGGUCUCAAGGGGUGGCUGAUGCUACCGGAGGCACGGCAGGCACUAAAGGUGCUCACACUCAACGGGACCGGCGCACGAGCCUGGGCCUUGCAGGACCUAAUGGCUUACACGCCCGCACUCAAGCACUUGUCCAUCCUCGACAGCGUCUCGGCUACCUUGCCAGCGGCGGCCGGAACGCACAACAUCCCGCCGCUCUCCUCUACCAGCCUCGAGACUCUGCACUUCGAAAUCACAGCCGCAGCCUCUACGCCCAAAUACGCAGGCGUCACAGCGAGCUAUUACAACUACCUUGCCGGCUCUCUCCUCUCGGGUGGCCUUCCCAACCUGCACGCGGUCUAUGUCCGAGACACCAACUUCCCGGACCUCCUGCUCGGUUUGCCCCCGCCCGCCCCCGCCUACGCCGAAGGGCGCGGCGGCCGGCCCGCAAGCAGUGGCUCAAACUCACCCUUCUCCUCCCCCCUAUCUUCCCCCAGCAACAGGCCCUCCCACGGCGGUCUCCCGCCGCUCUCCCCGCCAUCCGCCCCUUUCUCCGCGCGCGGCCACCGCCCUCAGGGCUCCCUCUCCUCCCUGAACGGCUCCUUCGGCCCCAACUCGGGCCUCGGCACGAGCCCGAACCCGAACCCGCGCUUCAGCAGCAACAACCCGUUCGCGGCCCUCACCUGCCCGCCCGCGCCCGGCGCCGGCGGCUUCAUGAACCUCCCCGCCAAGCUCGAGGUCUUCACCAAGGGCGAGGACGACGACCACCUCGGCUGGUCGUUCGUGCAGGUCGGCGGCAACGGCGGCCGCGCGGGCGGCGGCGGCCACGGUGCGCGCGGAGGCAGCCUCGGCGGCGGCGGCGGCGGUGGUGGUGACGGUGGCGGCGGCCCCGAGAGACCGCUCAGCAGCUAUGGACUCGGCGCGGACGUCUUGGGCGGGAACGCCUCCGGCUGGAGCAGCGGUGCUGGUGCCAGGCGCAGCGUGCUUGUCAGUGGCGUGGGUGGGGCGGGCGGCGGGUUCUUGGCUGUGCCUGGUGCUGGUGCUGGUGGCGGUGGUGGUGAUGGGGGUGGGCAGAGGAGGGGGAGGAAUUUGAGUGGUGGGGGUGGGUUUGAGGGUGGUGGUGGUGGUGGUGGUGGGGAGGAUGAGUGGCCGAGGCCGAAGAGCAGUGCGGGUGAGAAGAAGAGGGAGAAGAUGGAUUUGUGGCGGUGA